Pseudoliparis swirei is the source of this 3520-nucleotide messenger RNA. RefSeq names its product interleukin enhancer-binding factor 3 homolog. The record is from RefSeq and is a predicted model, not a curated record. The transcript is spliced from 18 exons. Lineage: Eukaryota; Metazoa; Chordata; Actinopteri; Perciformes; Liparidae. Gene Ontology annotation, molecular function: double-stranded RNA binding; single-stranded RNA binding. The coding region runs from base 162 to 2837 and encodes 891 amino acids. Gene Ontology annotation, cellular component: precatalytic spliceosome.
UCCGUGCACACUCCUGGCCGAGACCGGGAGCGAGCGUGCAGCAGCCGUCCAUUAACAGCAACGACACUCCGAAGGACUGCAACAUUGUCAUCGGCUGCCGAGAAGACAUUUUCAACACUGGUUCACUGGAUAAGGGAGUCGCCACGGUCUCUCUCGCAACAAUGCCCCCUCCAAUGCGCCACCGCUCCAUGCGCGUCUUCAUGAACGACGACCGCCACGUCAUGGCCAAACACUCGGUCAUCUACCCAACUCAAGACGAGCUGGAGAGCGUACAAAAGAUGGUGUCCCACUCGGAGCGGGCCCUCAAGGCCGUCUCCGACUGGCUGGAUAAGCAGGAGAAGGUACCCCCGAUGUCCGACUUGGACAGCGCAGACACCGAUAAGGAAAGUGAGCAGAAAGAUCAGGCCACCCGCUCCCUGCGGGGCGUCAUGAGGGUGGGCCUGGUUGCCAAAGGCCUCCUACUGAAGGGGGACCUGGACCUGGAGCUGGUCCUCCUCUGUAAGGAAAAGCCAACCAUCAAUCUGCUGAAGAAAGUGUCUGAAAACCUUGUGGCGCGGCUCAAGGCGAUCACAGAAGAAGAGUACGUGGUCACCCAGCAUAUCCCCGAGGCCAGUAUCGUCAUCACGAACACCAAGGAGCCCCCCCUCACCCUCACCAUCCACCUGACCUCCCCGCUGGUCCGCGAGGACGUGGAGAAGGCCUUGUCCGGAGAAUCGCUUUCAGUCAACGAUCCCCCGGAAGUUCUGGACAGGCAGAAAUGCCUAACUGCCUUGGCGUCUCUCCGCCACGCUAAGUGGUUCCAGGCCAGAGCCAACGGUCUGCGCUCCUGCGUCAUCGUCAUCCGGAUCCUGCGGGACCUCUGCGCCCGCGUCCCCACGUGGGCGCCGCUCCGUGGCUGGCCGCUGGAGCUGAUCUGUGAGAAGGCCAUCGGCACGGGGAACCGGCCCAUGGGGGCGGGGGAAGCUCUGCGCCGAGUCCUGGAGUGUCUGGCUUCUGGCAUCCUCAUGUCGGGUAUAUAUGGGGCCGGAAUCUCCGAUCCGUGCGAGAAGGAGGCCACGGACGCCAUCGGCCACUUGGACUGCCAGCAGAGAGAAGACAUCACAGCGAGCGCCCAGCAUGCCUUGCGGCUGUCGGCGUUCGGACAGCUUCACAAAGUGCUUGGGAUGGAUCCCCUCCCUUCAAAGAUGCCCAAGAAACCCCGCAGCGAGACUCCUAUUGACUACACAGUGCAAAUCCCACCCAGCACGGCGUACGCCCCACCAAUGAAGCGGCCCAUCGAGGAAGAGGAGGGAAUCGAUGACAAGAGUCCAAAUAAGAAGAAGAAAAAGCUGCAGAAGAAAUUUGAGAUGAUGAAUCAACUGAUGGGUGAUAAUAGCAAACACUCUGUUGUGAUGAAAGCUCCGGAGGAGAAGGCCGAGCCGCCCCAGGCCAUGAACGCUCUGAUGAGGCUCAACCAGCUGAAGCCGGGUCUCCAGUACAAGCUGCUCUCUCAGACCGGCCCGAUCCACGUCCCGGUCUUCACGAUGUCCGUGGAGGUGGACAGCAAGACCUUCGAGGCGUCCGGUCCCUCCAAGCGCACCGCCAAGCUGCACGUAGCCGUAAAGGUCCUCCAGGACAUGGGUCUGCCCACCGGAGUGGAGCUGAAGGCGGCGGAGGUGGUGAAACUGGAGGAGGUGGAAGUUCCUGUCGCUGUGGAGGAAUUUAAACCGGUUAAAACACCGGUCGAAGCCCCGGCUGCUGCCGCCGCAGCACCGGCCAACGCCGACGCCACGGACGCCGCAGAGAACGCUCGCCAACAGGGACCGAUUCUCACGAAGCACGGCAAGAACCCCGUGAUGGAGCUGAACGAGAAGCGCCGCGGCCUGAAGUACGAGCUCAUCUCCGAGACCGGCGGCAGCCACGACAAGCGCUUCGUCAUGGAGGUGGAGAUCGACGGCCAGAAGUUUCAGGGCACGGGGUCCAACAAGAAGGUGGCCAAGGCCCACGCGGCGCUGGCCGCUCUGGAUCGCCUCUUCCCCGAGGGCUCCAUGGCCGAGGCCGCCAAAAAGAAGAAAGGGCCGCCCAUGCACACGCCCGGCUUCAACAUGAUGGGGUCCUCCGGGGCCGGUGACACUGCUCCGCCCAGGGGCCGAGGAAGAGGGCGAGGUCGCGGAAAGGGGCGGGGCUUCAAUAACGGAGGAGGCUACAACCAAGGAGGUGGCUUUGGAACGUACAACUACGGAAACAACGCGGUCUCCGGAUACAAUUACAACAACAGUGGCACCAACGGGGGAGCCGGGGCAUCGAACAGCCCGUCGGGUGGCGGCGGCGGCAGCGACGGCCCCCCCACCAGCCCGGGGCCGGGGUCCUCUCAGGCCUCUUACGGCUCCUAUUACCAGAUCGAUGGCGGCUACACCGCCCCGUCCGCCACAAAGAGUGCCAAAAAGAAGCCUAUGAACAAGGGCGGGAAGGCCGCCUUCACGAGUCUCCUGGGGGCGAACAGCGGGACCACCGGGGGGUACCAGUGCAGCAACCCCCCCGGGCAGGGCUCCUAUAACCAGUUCGGCCAGGGCUACGGUCAGGGGAAGAAGACUUUCAGCCAGAACCAGGGGGGGGCGGGCGCAUACUCGUACAGCACGGCCUAUCCCAGCCAGGUGACCGGGGGGGCCGGAGGCAGCCAAGACUACAGCUACGAAGGUUUCAACAACCAGUCCAAUUACAACUCACAAGGAGGUGUGGGAGGAGGAGGAAACGACGACAACGACAACAACCAGGGCUUUGGCACCAACCACUCCCAGUACCACAACCCAGUGGGCUACGGCCGAGAGGACGGCAGCAUGAGCUACCAGUACAGAUAAACUCUCACCGCGCCGCACUCCAGCACGCCGCUGCGUCUCCCGUCUCCAAAGAGCCAGCGCUCUCUGCCCCCCCUCCCCCCUGUUUGCUUCUUCUGUGCGUUUUGAUUUUCCGUGGGCACAAACGGAGACGUCUGAACUUUUCAAAGUCGGAGACGUGCUGCGGCUGAAUUUCGUGGUUGUUCCAGUGGUCCGGUCAGUGCUUAGUCUUGUGUUUUUAGGUUUUUCUUCUUAAAUCUAUGCUACCAGUCCUCUUCGUCACUAUAUGAGGAAGGCUGAUUCCACAAGUUACUCACCGUCUCUGACUUUGUUUCCUUUUCAUUCUAAAGAUCUGUGUGGCGCAGGCAGUUUCCUUUUCUCCUGUGAAACUAGUAAAAAUCUACAACGCUUGUUGUAUUUUCUUUUUUUUAAAUAAUAAUUCAUGAGAAUGCGAGAAUAGCUUGUUCUGUUUCUGCAUUGCUUGUAAUUCCGGCUCAUUUUGUAAUUUACCUAAUGUGAUGUAGUUAUUUUAAUGAAUGUUUUUUUUUGGGGAGUUUACCGGAAAAUAAACUUACAUUCUGAUAAGUUCACAUUUCUGCUCAAUGUAGCAUUUUCAUUGGGUUGGAUUUGUUCCUGUUAAUGUAUAACCAAGUGUUUGUAUGAAAUGAUUUUUAUUUUGAAAUUUAUUAAAGUUCGACUUUAAAGUA